AUGGACACGGAAGGGUUAUCCCUAAUCUGCGGCGGUCUCGGAACCAUCGAAGAGGACGAAAGAGGCAACCGAAUCGGUUACUCCAAGAAUGAAUACUGUCUCGAUAACCUGAAAGACUUGCUGAGGUUUCUGAGACGCGACGACCCGCAAACGCGCGAUGUGUUCAAACAAGUGUGUAAAUGGAACAUCGUUUCCAAGGACUUGAUACCGAUCAUCGAGCACUACCACGAAGAUCGCAACUUGCUCUUGAAUGCAGUGAAGGUUCUGGUGUUCCUUACAAUGCCUAUCGAGCCUGAUUCGACCGAUAUCUCUCAGCAGUUGGAGUAUUUGUGGGGUUUGAAGUCUGCGGUGACGAGCAGUGAUGUUGCUGCAGUGAUAGUGUCGUUUCUAGAAAGACCACUUGAGAAUUUGGAACGUGAUGCAUUCACCGAGGAUGAUUGGAAAUUGAUACAGCUAGUGCUUACAUUAUUCAGAAAUAUCCUAGCUGUUCAAGAAAUCCCGUUGCAGCAGAAGUCAGGGGGAUUUGCUAGUCAGUUUUUAUCGCUGAGAGAUAGAUUUCUGGAACUUUUGUUCCGUGAGAAUGUGAUGGAUAUAAUCUUGGUUAUAUGUCAAUAUGUUGGUGGUUCUAAUGUUUAUCUCCGUCAGGAUAACUUGCUUCUACUGGAAAUUUUCCAUUACAUUUUUAUGGGUCAGGAUCCGGAGCUGAUUGUUAGGACCCAUUUGAAAGGAUUAAAGGUGGAUGAAGACUCCCAAGCUUCUCUUAAUAGUCUCCAAUCCAUUAUGGAAGAAGAAAAGAAGAAGAGAAAUAUUUGCAGGCUCAGCAAUAUGAGUCGGCAUUCGCAAUUUAGUGGAACAUUUGUACGGCUUACAAUGGAUGGUUCUAAGGCAGUAUUUAAGGGAAAUCCUAAUUCUUCUCGUAAUGCGCUGCUUAAAUCACAAAAUGUCAGCCGGGGUCCUGCCAAAAAAAUUGCAUGGGAUCAUCCAAGGUUGCCUUCGACAAAGGAUAAGAUAUUGGAGUUGCUUCAUGGAUUUGUGAACCAGUUUCUUUCUGGGGGAUACAAUGUUUUGAUGCGAUCCAUUCGUGAAGAUAUUGAAAAGGAGCAUCCUGCAAUUCAAAAAAGUGAUGUUGUUGUUUUCUUUCAAGUGGCUGAAUUUGUCACUUCAUUUCAGUUUUACAAGUGUUCAGCUUCUAAGAUCAAGGAGGGAGGGGACACAUUUGAGACUUUUAGUGAUAAAGAUGCUGAUACCUCAGAUUUUAGUGGUCAAAUAUGUGGCCCAAUUGCAGCGUCCUUGAAUGAGUCAAUGUUUCAGUUAGUCAUUUCAAAGUGGCGGCAUGCCUAUGAUUGUCUAAAGGAAACAAAUGACUACAAGUUUCUAUCUGCAGCAGGUUCACUUUUGAAAAACAUGAUUCGCGUGCUGGAUUUGAUACUUAUAUUGUUGCCAGAAGACUCAAAGGAGCCGCAAACAGCGCGCAUCCUUCUGUACAAGUUAUUUUAUGAUCAGACAGAGGAAGGGAUGACUCAAUUCCUCCUGAAUUUAAUGAAAACGUUUGACACCCAUAAACAACCCAAAAGUGAUCUUGCAGAUUUGGUGGAAAUCAUUCAUAAGGUUGUAAAGAUGAUGAAUAAUCUGCAGUCUCGAGGAGCAUUGAGGGUGUCCAGAAAAUCAAGGAAAGUGAAAAAGAAGAAGUUUCCGGAAGGAACAGAAUCAGAGGGAAAACCAACUGGAGAUCCUUCCUGCAUUCAAAAUGAAGCUGGCAUCUCUAUUGGCAAUCAAUUAGCAGAAAACCAGCCACUGCAGAAGGAAUGCCUACCUAAUGCAAAUUGCACCAGGGAAGAUGUUGUUGCCCCUGAUGAUAAUGAACAUGAAAAUAAUGUUGAGGAAGAUAGGAACUCGCAAGUUGGUUUGGAGCUAAUGGAAAACACAAAUUCUGGACAUGCUAAUGAGGAUAUGUUGGGUGGCACUGUUGAUAUUUCAGAAGAUGAGCAAUUAAAUGCAAUUAAUGAAGUUGAUUUCAAGGUUUCAACCCUAAUAUCAGCCUUUGCAAAUCACAAUAUAAUUCAGAAAUUAUGUUGGUUGCUCAAGUUUUAUAAGAGCAAUUCCCUUGCUACAAAUCAUUACAUAAUAAAUAUUUUCCGGAGAAUAAGCGAUGAUCUUGAACUCCAUCCUAUGUUUUACCAGUUGUCUUUGUUCACGACUUUUUAUGAAAUCCUGGCUGAACAAAAGUCUUGCCCCUGCAAGGAAUAUGCAGAUAUAGUUGAUUUCCUGACCACUUUGGUCAGAAAGAUGCUAAAGAAAAUGAAAAAGCAACCCCUCCUAUUUGUGGAAGUCCUUUUCUGGAAGACCCGAAGGGAAUGCCAUUACAUCAAUGCUGAAUAUUUGUUGGAUGAGCUUGGUAAUUUGAAGAAAGAAAGUAUAAAUUGGAAUAAUCCUCAAGGAGAUGGAGAAAUUGGUUCAUCCCCAGUGAAGGCGUGGACUCGUAGAAGCAUAGCUGAUGCACUAGGUGAGGAUGAAGCUGAUGUUGUGAUCACUCAUGGCUCAGGAUAUCAAAACAAUAGAGAAAAGUUUGAUGGUGUUAUUGAAGGCUUUGCAUCUACCUCAGGCAGUAAUAAUGGCAAUGAUAAUAAUGGGGAGCAACUGAUGGAAGAUGAAUCUCGAAUAGCUCCAAGGAGAAAGAAAAAACUUAUUCUUGAUGGUGAAUUGGAGAGACAAAUUAAGGAUCUCUAUGAGAAAUUCAAAGAUGACCGACAUUGCAGUCUCCGUAUUGCUGAAGUGCUAGAUCCAGAUGGUAAAAUUUCACCGGCUCAAGUGUCCAAUCAGUUAAAAAAAUUAGGACUAAGAGUUGCACCAAGGAAAAAGAUGGGUGAUGCUGACGAACCUUUUUUGACUAGCCCUAAUCAAUUAGUGGGUGAUGGAAUAGCAGAAGGAGUUACUGAUCAUAAAUCAGAGAAUUUGGAGGGAAGCCUGUUGGUUCAGCAUGUGCAGAAAAGAAAAAGAGUACGUGCUUUCAAUAAAGAUCAGGAAGCUCUGAUCAAAGUUCUAUAUGAGCAAUUUAAGGACCAUAGAAGAUGUAGUUACAUGAUAGCCAAUGCACUGGAUGUGGAUGGUAAAAUCACUCCUGCUAUAGUCUCUCGAAAACUUAAGCAGCUUGGCUUAUCUGUUCCUCAAAAGAAGAGUUUUGGAGGCAAAAUGCACUCAACGGGUGAGGAUCUCAUGGAUUGUUCAAAAGAUAGAAUGAAUGAAUCUGAUGAUGAGACACUGAUAUCAUUAAUAGAAAGGAAAAAAAUGGAGAAUAGCAAAAUAUCUAGGGAACAUUUACAGGAAAAGACCGGGGCGGAUAAAUUGUCAAAAGAUGAUUGUGAUGAUGAAAUGCUCAGCUCUGUUCUCAAGAAAAAAAUUAAUAGCAAAGUAUCAAGUGAACAAUUACAUGAACACACCAGUGAGGAUACAUUAUCAAGAGAUGAUUCUGAUGAUGAAAUGCUCAGCUCUGCUGUCAAGAGAACUAGGAGAUCCCUUGGUAAAUCAAAGCAUGAUAAGCUUGAAACCAUCCAAAUUCAGGAGAGAAUAAUGGACAAUGGUUCUUUUAAUGGAGGCAUAAAAGAGGUAUCGGAAAGUGAAAAUCGGGUAGGUUUCAUGAACUCGUACCGAGUAGAAUAUCAGCAAGUGGAUAAUGACUUGGUAGAUUCAGAAGAUGAAGUGGCUGUUAGUGCAUUUCCUGACAAUGCUGUAUCCAGAAGGAAGCUGAGAAUGGUGAUUGAUCCUGAGGAUGAUGACUGA
This is a messenger RNA of Gastrolobium bilobum, 3777 nucleotides long. RefSeq lists its product as uncharacterized. The record is from RefSeq and is a predicted model, not a curated record. Gene Ontology annotation, cellular component: replication fork protection complex. Gene Ontology annotation, molecular function: DNA binding. Bases 1 to 3777 code for a protein of 1258 amino acids. Lineage: Eukaryota; Viridiplantae; Streptophyta; Magnoliopsida; Fabales; Fabaceae. Gene Ontology annotation, biological process: DNA replication checkpoint signaling; DNA repair; replication fork arrest. The transcript is spliced from 21 exons.